This is a messenger RNA of Fusarium musae, 1413 nucleotides long. RefSeq lists its product as uncharacterized. NCBI's taxonomy places the organism in Eukaryota, Fungi, Ascomycota, Sordariomycetes, Hypocreales, Nectriaceae. The record is from RefSeq and is a predicted model, not a curated record. Gene Ontology annotation, molecular function: G-protein alpha-subunit binding; guanyl-nucleotide exchange factor activity. Gene Ontology annotation, biological process: G protein-coupled receptor signaling pathway. Gene Ontology annotation, cellular component: cytoplasm. The transcript has 4 exons. Bases 1 to 1413 code for a protein of 470 amino acids.
AUGGCCGCUCAGCCAGCUUUUGGUCUACCCACAGGGGCUCAGAAGCUCAAAGAGGUCACGGAACUGGUUGAAGCGCUCACUGAAGAUCUCGAAGAAGAUCAGUUUCUUCCAGAUGACCGCGCCUUAGCUCUAGAAAAGCUUAAGCUAUACAGUCGAGACCCCAGUAAUGCCGAACCUCUCUUCUCGGAAGCAGGCUUCACUAUGCUCCUCCGCCAUGCCUAUGAUAGACCAUCUACCAAAUCAGCUCGGGCUGCACUGAAGGUUAUAGCUAAUUUGAUGCUUCUCGUCCCUCCUACGCGGCAUAUGUUUGUCGACAAAGGUUUUGCUCAGAAAGCCAUCAAAGAACUAGACACCGGAAAUUAUGAUGAUGAAUUUCUCAACUCUCGUAUCUUGUUCCUGACCACAUAUGAAACAAAGAUCGACCUGAAGGAGCUCCUCGAUAAAGAUAAACUGGCCGAUCGCAUUAUCAACAACCUAGCAAAGCAUGCAAAGGAAAUGGACACCAAGGCCAAGGCUGACCCCAUGCAAGACAUGGCGCUCACCGAAACCGUAAAGCUCUUGUUCAACGUUACACAUUGGUGUAAAGAGAAAGCCUCAUUAUUCAAUCCUGCAGUCCCUCAUCUGAUAGCUGUACUGUUCAAGGCUGACGUUUCCCAAACGAAGCCGCUUGACCCUCCGGUCGGAUUCAUCAUUAACGGCUUCCUUAAUCUUGACCUGAAUACCCCAGAGAACCAGGAGGCUCUUCACCCCAAGGGCGAUCCUGAGAGGGUAGUAUCUAGGGUGAUUGACAUUCUAGAUGUCUCCAUUCGAACAAUUCCCGACAAUCAGAAGGAUGCUUCCAUUGUCCCAGUCCUUGGCCUCGUAAGGUCGAUAUACGAGCAUGCGCCUGAUUCUACGAAAGCGUUCAUUCGCGAAAAGCUCUUGCCGACGGAGCAGGAGAGAAAGGAUGUUCUGGGCAAAGGACACAGCUUAUCAGCCAAACUACUCCAAAACAGCAACAACGCCAUGGCCCCGUCAUUGCGCAACCUGAUCCAACAUGUGCUCUUCGAGCUGUCUGAUAAGGAUGCCUCCAAGUUUGUCGAGAACGUUGGCUACGGCUUUGCAUCUGGCUUUCUUUUCCAAAAUAACAUCCCUAUUCCAGCUUCGGUUGCAGAGGCUCACGGCGCUGGUGAGGCGGCCAAGGAGCAGAAGCCUGUCAACCCCAUCACUGGCCAAUUUGUUGAUGCUGAGAAGCCAGUUGACGAGCCUGAGAUGACGGAGGAGGAGAAGGAGCGAGAGGCUGAAAGACUCUUUGUAUUAUUUGAACGAUUGAAAAAGACAGGCAUUAUUGACGUUCAGAACCCGGUGGAGACCGCCUUGAGGGAGGGUCGUUUCAGAGAACUCAGAGACGACGAGGUGGAAGAGCUUGAUUAG